Messenger RNA from Aspergillus pseudoviridinutans, 861 nucleotides. Its product is annotated as putative MFS monocarboxylate transporter. Gene Ontology annotation, cellular component: fungal-type vacuole membrane. Lineage: Eukaryota; Fungi; Ascomycota; Eurotiomycetes; Eurotiales; Aspergillaceae. The transcript has 2 exons. The record is from RefSeq and is a predicted model, not a curated record. Gene Ontology annotation, molecular function: transmembrane transporter activity. Bases 1 to 861 code for a protein of 286 amino acids. Gene Ontology annotation, biological process: transmembrane transport.
AUGUGGGCAGCCAAGAGCGUAACUGGCGUUGCAUUGCCCUUUGCGGCGAAUGCUUGUUUAGACAAAUUCGGUUCUAGUACGACCUUCAGAGCUUGGACUGUCACUACGUUGCUUACUAGCCUACUAUCUUUGCCGUUCAUGAAGCCUCGAAUCCCUGUCUCACCUUCUGCCUCAGCCCGUCGUCUGGACCUCAGGUUCCUCCGACUGGCCGCCUUCUGGACGCUCCAGGCAGGCAAUAUCAUCCAAAGCUUUGGAUAUUUCUUACCAUCCACGUAUCUGCCAUCUUAUCUGACCACAACAGUCGGCCUGUCAAGAACGAUGGGCACAAUGCUAGUCUCGCUCUUCAACGCGACUUCUAUUGUCGGUGGUAUCUGCAUGGGAAUGCUUUGUGAUCGUUUCGCAGUAUCGAAUAUUCUGCUUCUCUCCUCGAUAGGCUCAGCACUAUCCGUGUUCCUUCUGUGGGGCAUGGCAUCAUCUCCGGAGUCUGGAUCGCCUCAGACGGCUAUUGCUUUGCUCACUCUAUUCUCCAUCUUCUAUGGAUUCUUCGCGGGUGGUUUCAGUUCCACUUGGUCGGGUGUCAUCAAACAAAUUAAGCGCGACUCUUCCACGUCCUUGGAGACGGGUUUGGUCUUUGGUUUGCUUGCGGGAGGGCGGGGAAUUGGCAAUGUCAUCAGUGGUCCGCUGAGCACGGCGCUAAUCAAGCAGGGAUCGCUGAGUGGCUCGCAAACCGACAGCGCUAGAACAGGUUUUAGCACGCAGUAUGGGACUUUGAUUCUUUUCACUGGUAUCACGGCAGUUUUCGGAGCUUGGAGCUGGAUGUGGGGUUAUAUCAGCUCUGGGGUGCGCUGUGCGAGCCGCUAA